GUUCUCCACAGCAACAACACUAGAGAGAGAGAGAAAGCAAAAGCAUUCCAAUUGAUGAAACUCUACCCAUGAUUCCAUGGAGGAACUUCUCCCUUUAUUCCAUUGUUGUUUGUAGCAGCUUUCUGCAUUCUCGAGGAGCCAAAAUCUCACUUCCAUGGCACUACUAUUAUUAAGCCCUGCAGCAUCAUUUACACCAUUUCAUGCAAAUGUGCGACAUUAUCAGUUAGUAUCAUUGCUCAUUAGCUUACUUUCCUCUCCUCUCAUUCCAUCAUUUGCAUCGCUGGCAAAUACGCUCCCCUGCCUUCUGUAUUGUAUUAAAUAGCAAGCAGUGGCAGCAGUACUCUUCUGUUAUGUAUUAAGGCGAUGGGGAAGACUGGAGGAAGCUCUUCUUGGUUCACUGCUGUCAGAAAGGCUUUCGGUUCUCCCACCAAGAAGAUCACCAAUUCCUGCACUGCUACAACUACUGCUACUACCGCUGAAUCUCAUGAUGCUAACAAGAAAACAAGCAAAAGGAGGGAAGACCAUGAACAAGAAGAUGAAGAAAAGAAGAGAGGGAAAAGGAGGUGGAUGAAUUUCAGCAGCAGCAGCAGGAAGAGCAACUCUAGUAGUUCCACCACCAGCCAGCAGGAGACUGCUGCUACUACUGUCAUUCUCCACCACUGUGGCGGCGGCAGCAGGAUGGUGGUGUCGAAUUCCCCCACGGAGCAAGCUGCUAGUAAGCAAAGGCACGCCCUCGCGGUGGCGAUGGCCACCACUGCAGCCGCUCAGGCUGCAGUUGCCACCGCUCAGGCGGCGGUGGAAGUCGUCAGGCUCGCCAAUCCUUCCCUCUUUGUCAAGCAGCAUUUCGCAGCGGUCUCGAUUCAGACAGCCUUCAGAGGCUACUUGGGGAGGAAGGCACUGAGGGCGCUGAAGGGAGUGGUGAAGCUGCAAGCAUUGGUGAGAGGGCAAAAUGUCAGGAGACGAGCGAAACUCACCCUUCACUGCAUUCAAUCUCUGCUCAGAGUUCAGGCUCAGGUGCUUCACAAUCGCAACCACCACGGCCGUUCUCUUUCUCCAGCCACCGCCGACGGUGGCCGUCUUCCUGUUAAGCACAGCCUGGAGCAAUGCUUCAGAGAUGGUGACAACUACUGGGACAAUGACAAUGCUGCUGCUGUUGAUGAUGAUGAUGGAACAAAGGCGGAAAUGGAAGAGGAAAUCCGUUCCAUUUUACAACAAACCCACCAGCUGUGGAGCGGCGGCGGUGAGAGGAGAAGGGAGAGGGAAUUAGUGAGAUAUGCGAGUGAAGGAGAGGUGGAAGAAGAAGAAGGCAGUACUGGCUGGACAAGAAGCGGCCAGAGGACAUCGGAGAACAGAUGGCAGCGGCGAGCUUCCAUCGACUCCACUGCCACCACAAUCAAAACCGUGGAAAUGGACGCCCGUUCUCUCCACCCUCCUUUUCCUCAAAAACAGAGUCCUCGCCGGCGGCACAGCAACUCCCCUGCCUCUCCCCUGCAUCACCACCAUUCCAUAUCGUCACCAAAAUUACCACCCCUGGCUCAGGCAGCGGCGGGGUUUCACUCUCGUUCAGGCAGCCCCCGGUACAUGGCGGCGACGGAGUCGGCCAAGGCUCGGUCGAGAUCGCAGAGUGCCCCGAAACAGAGGAACAACUCUGUUUCAUCUCCUUCUCCGACUCUUACCUCUGACCACAGCAGGGAGCAGCAGCAGCCAAUCAGGCAGCCGCAUAGUAGCAGCGGCGCUACUUCAACGACGGCGAAGAAACGAUUGUCUUUCCCGGAUCCACCUCGCGCCGCCGGAGAUUACGAUUACGAUGCAGAAUACAGGUUGAGGUAUCCCAGCUAUAUGGAGCAGAGAUCCAAAAUGUCAUCCUCGUCUUACACUGACAGCGUUCUAACUGCGACUGACGAGAUUAUCUCCUCCUGUGCUGAUCCUGCUUCUAACUACGAGCAUAUAGUUAUUAAAAUGAUCUGCCGGAGUCUCUUCUACUUCUUCUUCUUCCCACAAUCACUACUUCUAAUUUCAGUCAUCACCAGUUCAGCUGCUGCAGUCUCUCCAGCAGCGACUUACCUCCUUCAGUUCAGAGACAGUCUCCCUUCCCAGUCUCAGCAUCUCCUGCAAUGGAACAACCUUUCUUCAUCUCCUUGUCAAUGGCGUGGAGUUUCCUGCUAUCCAGACACUCCAACCCCGCAAAUCAUGUCCUUGAACUUCACAAAUCUCGGCCUUUCGGCCGUUCUAAACGACUCUGUUUCCUAUCUCUGCCUCCACGAAGCCCUCGUCUCUCUCGACCUUGGUCGCAACAAUUUCACCGGAAUCCUUCCACCUCAGCUCGGGAACUGCUCGCAGCUCGAUACCAUCGUUCUCGGGAUUAACCAGUUAGUGGGUCCCAUCCCCCCGGAGCUUUUCCAGUCCAAGAAGCUGACGGUGCUGGACCUCAGCUACAAUGGUUUCUCCGGCGAAAUCCCUAAACAGGUAGCCUCCUGCACUAGCCUUCAAUACCUUGGAUUAGAGAACAAUACUUUAGAUGGGGAGAUUCCGAUGGAGCUGUUCACUCUUCCCAAUCUGGAAACUCUGUACCUUAUCUCCAAUCGGUUUACGGGGUCGCUCCCUGAUUUCCCACCUUCAUGUGCUCUUUCCAAUUUCUGGGUCUCUGAGAAUCGGCUCUCUGGAUCUCUCCCUGUUUCCCUGAGAAAUUGCCGGAAUCUUACUCUGUUUGUAGCUUCGGGUAGUGGUCUAGUUGGUGAGAUGGACGCUGAGAUCUUCACGGGUCUUGUGCAGCUUAAAAGGCUUGCUCUGGAUAGAAACAAACUGGAGGGAGAAAUCCCAGAGAGCUUGUGGGCUAUGGGGAAUUUGGAUUGGAUUGAUUUGUCGACUAACCAGCUGAGCGGCACUCUCUCUGAGAAGAUAGCUCGUUGUCAGCAGCUAACCAGUCUUGCUCUUUCUGGGAAUCAGUUAGUUGGCCCGAUUCCUCCUUCCAUUGGUGAUCUCAAGAACUUGAAGUACUUGUAUCUCUACAGCAACAAGCUCAAUGGCACCUUGCCUCCACAGCUUGGCAAUUGUAGCGCACUUAUUGAUGUCAGACUGGACGAUAACUUGAUUGAAGGGAGCAUCCCACCUGAAAUUUCGUUUCUUGAAGGCCUUGAGGUUCUUUAUUUGUUCCAGAAUCGAAUUACUGGCGAAAUCCCGAGGCGGAUUGGUGGGUUAAAGAGGUUAAAAGAGUUGGCUCUCUAUGAAAACAAGUUGAAUGGUGGAAUCCCGUCUGAGAUUGCCGAGCUGACACAGCUCCAGUUUCUUUCUCUGUCUCAUAACAACUUGACUGGAGUGAUACCAUCUGAGCUUGGGAAGUACUCUCCACUAGUGAAACUUGAUCUGAUUGGAAACUCCCUUUCUGGUCCAGUUCCAUCGAGUUUAUGCGCAGGAAACAAGCUUUCGGUUCUUGUGCUUGGCCACAACCAGCUUAAUGGCAGCUUCCCACUUAGUAUUGGUGCAUGUUCAUCUCUUUAUAGGUUGAUUUUGAGCCAUAAUCAGCUGCAAGGGGCAAUACCGCCAAACAUUGGAAAGAACACCAGAUUAAGUUACCUGGAGAUUAGUUCAAAUUUGCUUGAAGGUAGCAUACCACCAGUUCUUGGAUACUGGAGCAAUCUCUCGACGGUUGACUUUUCUGGAAACAGACUUUCUGGCUCUAUCCCUCCUGAGCUAGGUAAACUAGCAAAGCUCCAUAAGUUACAUCUUUCUUCUAAUAUGCUGACAGGAAGUAUUCCUCCCGAGCUCAGCAACUGUAAAAAGUUAAUUGAACUAGAUCUUAGCGGGAAUUCCAUCUCAGGAAAUAUUCCUAAUGAGAUAUUGGCACUGGAGAGAUUGGCAGUUGUGCUCCUUCAGGGGAACAACCUCACUGGAGCAAUUCCUGACUCUUUCUCUCCACUCCAAGAUCUUCGAUCGCUGCAGCUGGCCAACAACAUGCUUGAAACCCCUCUUCCUUGCAGCCUGAGUAGAAUUCGCCAGUUUAGUUCAGUUCUCAAUGUCAGCCAUAACAAUUUCUCUGGUCAAAUCCCAACAUGCCUAGGGAAUCUGGACCACUUGGAAGCUCUCGAUCUCUCGAGCAACAAUUUCUCCGGUGAAAUACCUAGUCAACUGAAGAAUAUGGCAGCCCUCAACUUCUUCAACAUAUCAUUCAACGAGCAACUCUACGGCAGAAUCCCAGCCUCUUGGGAAAAAAUAGCAGCAAAACAUCCAGGAUCUUCCCUUGGAAAUCCUGGGAUUUGUAUCACAAGCAAUGACACAAGGUGUGGCAGGAGAGCAAGGCAUGGACGUAUGAGCGGUGGUGAAGUAGCUGCCGUGGUUAUCACAGUGAUCGGUACUAUGGCAAUAGUUUGUGCCAUGGUUUACGUAUUCAUCAUGCGAGUGAUUCACCAGAAACUUGAGUGUGACCAAUCACUUCUCCACGAAUCCACAAUGAGAUCCGAAAGCUUACCAGAUGAUCUGAGGUUUGAAGACAUAAUCCGUGCUGCUGAAAGCUGCAACGAGAUAGGAAGAGGGAGACAUGGGACGGUUUACUGGACAGAAUCUGUGCACUCCAGAAAGAAUUGGGCUGUCAAGAAGGUGAAUAAUCUUUCUGAAUCGGACUUCAUCCAUGAGAUUAGAAUCCUGAACAUGGUGAAGCAUAGAAAUGCAGUGAAAAUAGGGGGAUACUGCAUUGCAAAGGGAGAUUGUUUCAUUGUCACUGAAUACAUGCCUGGAGGGACGCUGUCUGAUGUACUGCACAGAGAGCAAUCCUGGUUGGUUCUGGAUUGGGAGGAUAGAUUACGCAUUGCACUCGGUAUCGCUCAGUGCCUUUCUUACCUUCACCAUGACUGUGUGCCUCAAAUCAUUCAUAGGGACGUGAAAUCCGACAAUGUGUUGCUGGAUUCGGACUUGGAGCCCAAAGUUGCAGACUUUGGAAUGGCAAAGUUAGGUGUUAAUAAUUAUCCUGAUGCUGAACAGUCUAGCUCAACAGUAUCCAAAAUUGUUGGCACACUUGGGUACAUGGCUCCAGAAAAUGCAUACUCAACGAUGUUGACAGAUAAAGUCGAUGUGUACAGCUAUGGAGUGAUUUUGCUAGAGCUGGUCUGCAGAAAAAUGCCUGUUGAUCCAAGCUUCGAAGAAGGCCAGGACAUUGCUUGUUGGGCGAGGAAGAAUGUAGAAGGGAAGCAUGAUGGUGAUGACGAGGGUAGCAACUUCAUAAAGUUCGUUGAUAAUGAAAUCACCUCUUGGGAUCCAGAUAAGCAAGAGAAGGCUAAGAAGCUACUGGAACUGGGACUUGAGUGCACUCAGCCAGUGCCUGAAAUGAGACCCUCCAUGAGGGAUGUUGUGGCUUCUCUUCUCAAGCUGGGAGACGCCAAUUCAUCAGUAAGGUUUAAAUGACUCCCCAGUUUAACUGGACGCUAAAAACAGCAAAUGUAAUUGUCAUGAUUUGGGACUACUUGUAGUAUGCGAAAGUAAGCAACACUGUAGUAUAUAGUAGGACCACUAGAUUAGGAUUACUUGUAGCAUACGAAAGUAAGCAACACUGAUGCAUAAUUGGACCACUAGAUUAGGGUUCCAAAAAGGAAGCAUGAUCACAGUACACAGCAGAAAAUUGCAGAAAGAUGGAAAUCUACAUUAUUUAGCUCCUCGGUUGGAUUGUUAUCACGGUACCACUGGAC
Messenger RNA from Linum tenue, 5675 nucleotides. NCBI's taxonomy places the organism in Eukaryota, Viridiplantae, Streptophyta, Magnoliopsida, Malpighiales, Linaceae. The record is from the annotation of a GenBank genome assembly.